Molecule: messenger RNA, 1485 nt
Organism: Lathyrus sativus (Indian pea)
Lineage: Eukaryota; Viridiplantae; Streptophyta; Magnoliopsida; Fabales; Fabaceae
Source: the annotation of a GenBank genome assembly
AUGCAAGACUUCUUCAAGGGAAAGACUAUUUUAGUCACCGGCGCAACUGGUUUUUUGGCAAAAGUUUUUAUUGAAAAGAUACUAAGGAUUCAACCUGAGAUUAAAAAACUGUAUUUACUCCUAAGAGCUUCAAACUUGGAUUUGGCUGAACGUCGCUUGCAAAAUGAGGUUUUUGAAAUUGAUUUAUUUCGAGUACUACGAGGCGAGUUGGGUGGAGAUUUUAAUUCUUUCAUAUCAAACAAGGUUGUAGCAGUUGCAGGAGAUGUUGCCAUUCAAAAUUUUGGAAUAAAAGAUGAAAAGCUUAAAAAUGAAAUCUUUGAUGAGAUAGACGUGCUUGUUCAUUCCGCUGCAUCUACCAAAUUUGAUGAAAGAUUUGAUAUAUCAAUGGGUGUUAAUACAAAAGGAGCUUUACAUGCAUUGAACAUUGCAAAGAAUUGUCGAAAACUAAAAGCUUUUGUCCACAUGUCCACUGCAUAUGUGUGUGGAGAUGCUAAGUAUGAAGAUGGAAUAGUAAGAGAGAAAGCAUUUGAGAUGGGUCAAUCUCUAAGAGGGACCUCAAAGUUAGACAUACACACAGAAAUGAAUUUGUUGGACAACAAAAUAGCUGAACUCCAAGCAAUAAAUACUGAUGAAAAUACAAUGAAAUUUGCAUUGAAAGAUUAUGGAAUGGAAAGAGCAAAUUUGUAUGGUUGGCCAAACACAUACGUAUUCACAAAAGCAAUGGGAGAGAUGCUUUUGAUGCAUCAUAAAGAUAAUGUUCCAUUGAUCAUUAUACGCCCUACAAUGGUAACCAGUACUAUCAAGGACCCCUUUCCCGGUUGGAUUGAAGGUUUAAGAACUAUUGACAGUGUGAUUUAUAGUUAUGGUCAAGGGAAACUGAAAGCUUUCGUUGGUAAUCCCAAGACAAUUAUAGAUGCAAUUCCUGCAGACAUGGUAAUCAAUUGUGUGAUUACAACUAUUCUUACUCAUUCGAAUCAGUCUCCUAAAAAUUUCAUCUACCAUGUUUCUUCAUCGUUAAGAAAUCCUCUCAAAUAUUGUGAUAUUCGCAAUAUUUGCUAUCAUUAUUUCAUGAAAAGCCCUUGCAUAAAUCAAAAUGGAAAGCCAAUAGUCAUUUCAAAUGCAACUCUGGUGAAUAGUUUUGCUGCUUUCAACAUUUAUAUUAAAUUCACACAUGUCUUACCACUGAAGGUCUUAAGUCUGGUGAACAAAAUAUGUCACAAUAGCUUCCAAGAUGUUUAUAAUAAGAAAAGUAGAAAAAUUAGAAUGAUGCAUCGAUUGGCAAUACUAUACAAACCAUAUGUCUAUUUUAAAUAUGUCUUUGAUGAUACCAACACUGAAAUUUUGAGGACGGUAUCAAAGGAUGAUCCUAAGAUGAAUAAUGUAGAAUUAAACUUUGACCCUACUAGCUUUGACUGGAUUGAAUAUAUGAUGAAUGCACACAUUCCUGGCCUCGUUAAAUAUCAAAUGAAAAACUCUUCAGGAUAG